This is a messenger RNA of Seminavis robusta, 2418 nucleotides long. Lineage: Eukaryota; Bacillariophyta; Bacillariophyceae; Naviculales; Naviculaceae. The record is from the annotation of a GenBank genome assembly.
AUGCCAACCGAAACAAGAAGCAAGCACAAAUCGACGAAAGGGGGCAGUCAGCAGCCCAAGGAGAAGGAGGAAGCUGAGCCAACAAAGGUGGUCGAGGACCAGGUCACGGACAAGGCGGAAGAACAGUCAACCAAAGGAGCGGACUCUUCAUCGGUAGCAUCUGCAGAUACCCUCACGGACGUACAGAAGAGUCAGAUAUUGCUCGAUAUUGAAAAGGAUCCUGGGAUCCUUUGGAAAGGUUUGUUGAAAAAAUACCCUGUCUAUUACAAGCUUGGUAAACCUUACCAAACAGCAUUCCGAAACCGCUACAACUAUCUUAGAGGCAUCAAGCAAACGAAUCCACAACGAUAUUGGGAGCUUUACGCAAAAGCUGGCGAGAUCAUUGCAGACUCCAUCACCAAUUCCGGCAGUUACCGAGAAAGCAACAAGGAUAGCGACGACGAAGAAGCCGCCGCCAAGCCUGAGCCGCAGCCUGAACCCAAGAGUCAGCCCAAGCCUGCAACAACGGUGGAGCACCAAGACGACGGUACGGUGUUAUCAUCAUUGACGGAGCCAACCUUUGGUAGAGGAAAGUCGAUUCCAAAGAAGCCUAUUAUCUACAAAAAGCAGUAUACCCCCAGCAAAAAGAGAACUACUACCCCUCAAGCGACACCACAACGAACCACAGUCACAAUGCCGUCGUCCAAAGCAUCCAGCUCCAAGAAGUCUGGUUCAUCUACAGGAUCUGGUGCAUCAUUUGGCUCUCCUGCAGCCAAACGUCAGAGUCGAUUCAAAACACUCGAUGAAGCCAAAGAGUUUGCUGAUGAGACAAUCAUGGUUGACUUUGACUUCCCUGAGAAGAACGGGGGUCCUCUCUUUUGGUGUCAACUCAUUCCAGAGUGCACAACCAAAGAUGGAUCGACCAUGUAUGACAAAAUCGACCUCCGCGUUGCAUCAACCAUUGACUUGUCAGACGCUCAUGAAAUCUAUGGAUGGGCUGUUCUUGACGGUCGAGCCUUUCUCUUGCGGAUGCCAUGGGUCCCCUCGUACAUUCUCAACUUUCACAAGAAGAUGCUGAACAAAGAGAAGAAACCUUGCUCUCGCACCAAAAAGAAGAUGGCUGCUGCGUGCAAUGCCAUUAUCAAGUCCGAAGAUGAUGACAACGAUCUUGAGCCCCGACGUUGGAAGCAUAUCCUUUUCGUCUUUCCAGAUGAGAUGGUUGUCACUUGCGAAAUGGAGUCGGAUAUUGUUCCUAUCACUGACCAGAAGCAGAUGCUGAACCUCCGUUUGAUGCAAGUCAACAAGACGUAUGUUGGAGAAGGAGAGGACCGAGAAGAGAUGCAGCAAAUGUUCUUUCCCUCCUUCUUUAGCUUUCGUGUAAUUGACGAAGAUGCCGAGAACGAGCUCAAUCUCAAGAAGAAGAAGAAGACGGGUAUGUCGCUGAAAGCUCUAUUCAAAGGGAUGCAGCUGAACAAGAAAGGUGAGCCCCUGUUUGAUGACUCUGAAUCAUCUUCUGAAGCGUCCGAAUUGUCUGCCAGUGGUUCCAGCAGCUCAGAAGAGGAGUUGGAUUCUGAUGAUGAAGAAGAGAAAAAGAAGAAAGCUAGGAAGAAGAAAGACAAGAAGAAGAAAGACAAAAAGAAGGACAAGAAGAAGAAGAAGAAGAAGAAGAAGAAAGACGAAGAUGGCGAUAGCAACGAUGGAAGUGGUGGAAGUGGAGGUAGCACCAGAGGAGGUAGCAUCAAAAGUGGAGGUAGCAUCAAAAGUGGAGAUUCGGAAGCUUCAAGUAGUACUGGUAGUAGUGCUAGCGACAAGGAAGAAGCUUCAGUUGACAAGAAGAAAGAGGCUUCAGUUGACAAGAAGAAAGAGGCUUCAGUUGACAAGGAAAAGGUUAAGCCCUCACCACUUCCGCUGCCACUGCCACUGCCGCCACUGCUGCAGCCACUGCCUCCGUCACCGCCACAGCCACAGCCACAGCCACUGCCCAUCAUUCCUCUCCCAAAGCUGAAGUCGACUGACUCCUCCACAAAGGAGAAAGAGGUGAUCAAGGGCAGCACCAAUCAAGUUGCUAUCUCACCUGUCCCGGUUCCUGGAAUGACUGGUGGUGGAACAGCAAUCAAGCGACAGAAAGAGGUCACUAAGAUGUUUUCGUUUGACAUCCAAGCAUUCAAAAGCAGACGCGGUGACAAACACAACGCAGUGCGUCAAAUCAAGAGAGAAGCUAUCUGGCGACAGAAGAGAGCUUUGCCGACUGGUAUCGAUACCAGCUUCGAGGUCACCAAUGCUACCAUUGAAACAGUCGACAGUCGAGCAGCUGAAUCGACCACAAAUCAAGUUCCCGGCACUGGUGGAGAUGUCGACGAUUUCAUUGGCAACUUGAAAGAUGGGUUGGAUAAGACGUUUGGUGAGGCGGAGAAAGAAUUGCAGGAGUUGUCUGGAUAA